AUGCGCGCCAAGGCCGCCGAGAGCGCCAAAGCCAGCGCAAAGAGCUUUGCGGGCCCGUCACCCGAUGACAUUGUUCUAGCUAAACAGCAGCAGGCCAAAAUCGGUGCCCUGACAUCGAAUCUCGGCAAUCUUAACAUUGCCCAGACUCCCGCCGCCAAGACAGACUUUUCCAAAUGGAAGCCCAAGAUUCAGCCCCAGGACUCCGCCGUGACGGCAAUCACCCCAUCUCUCAACGCCGUGGCGGUUGGUCACGUGGAUGCCGGCAAGUCCACGCUUCUCGGCCGUCUACUGCACGACACGGGCGUUGUUUCGAGCCACCAGGUUGAAAAGCUGGCGAAAUCCGCGUCUGAAAUCGGCAAAAAGUCCUUUUCGUACGCGUGGCUCAUGGACCAGACCGACGAGGAGCGAGAAAACGGAGUCACGGUGGAUAUUUCUGUUCGGGAGUUUUCCUACGAGUCUCGUGAAUACUUUAUUCUGGACGCGCCAGGCCAUUACAACUUUGUUCCCAACAUGAUUGCUGGCGCGUCUCAGGCCGACGUCGCCAUCGUGGUGCUGGACUCCCUGGCCGACGCGUUUGAACGUGGGUUUUUCGCCGACGGUCAGACCAAGGAGCAUGCUCUCUUGUGCAGGGCCAUGGGCGUUAAUCAUGUGAUUAUUGCUGUGAACAAGAUGGACCAGCUUAAAUUUGAUCAGACGCGAUUCGACGAGAUUUCCGAUCAGAUGGGCUUGUUUCUGUCAAAGAUUGGGUACUCGGAUGUCCAGUUUGUUCCUUGCUCUGGAUUUACCGGUGCCAACAUUGUAAAAAAACAGGACAUUUCCUGGUAUCAUGAUAAGACGAUCAUGGCGACGCUUCAGGGCAUCCCCAGUGCUGUCAGCAGUGACGAAAAUGCCCUGAAACUGGACAUUUUCAACGUCAAGUCGUCGUUUGGAGGAGUGACGGUGUCGGGACGACUUUUUGCUGGCAUGGUUCAGAUUGACCAGCCAGUGGUUAUUUCUCCCGGAAACCAGGUUGCGAUUGUGCGUAAUAUCGGCGUGGAUCUGGGCUCUAGAAACUUCGCCAAGGCUGGUGAAAAUGUGAAUCUUUCGCUGGAAGCUGUUGACGGCUGUGAUUUGGAGCUGAUCAAAGCGGGCGACAUUUUGGCACAGUAUUCCGACCCUGUGAGGCGUGGAAACAAGUUCCGAGCACGGGUGACUCUGUUUGACGUGGACCUUCCUGUUCUGAAGGGUACUCAGUGCGAUUUCUACCGGUCUCGAGUCUCUUCUGUGGCUGUGUUUUCCAAGCUGUAUUCCUUAUUGGAUAAGCAGGGUAACACCAUCAAGGAGAAACCUCGGUUUGUGGACAAGGGCCAGACGGCGUUUGUGGAGCUCAUCUUGUCGGACAAUAUUGCUCUGGAGCUCGAAAAGGAGAACAAGCAUCUGUCGCGGUUUGUUUUGCGACGAGAUGGAAAGACAAUUGGAUUUGGCAGUGUGGUCAAGGUGGCGAGGAACCCGGUGGACACUAGUCAGGUGGAGAAGAUUCAGAUUGGAGAGGAUUUGGAUGAGGAUGAGGAGGAUUAG
Molecule: messenger RNA, 1557 nt
Organism: Yarrowia lipolytica CLIB122
Lineage: Eukaryota; Fungi; Ascomycota; Dipodascomycetes; Dipodascales
Source: RefSeq, a predicted model, not a curated record